AUGAAAAUAAUAUCUAUAUUAUUUAUUAUUUAUUUAAUUUGUAUUAAUAAUAGUCAUUUGGUAUAUGCCCAAAGUACUAAUUAUUGUGAAGCAUUAAAAUAUUCUUUAUUGUUUUACAAAGCACAAAGAGCAGGAAGAUUACCCGAUAACGAUAUUCCAUGGAGAGGUAAUAGUGUCCUUAAAGAUACCUACAACAAUAAAUUCGAUUCAAAUGGCGAUGGUAUUUUAUCAAAAGGUUAUUUUGAUGCUGGUGAUGCUGUAAAGUUUGGAUUUCCAAUGGCUUAUUCAAUGACAAUGUUAGGUUGGGUUUAUGUAACAUAUAAAGAUAAUAUUGUAAAUUGUGGUUUAGAUUCAUUAUAUAAAGAUGUUUUGAAAUGGGGUUCAGAUUAUAUUAUUGCAUGCCAUGUCGAAGAUAAUGUUUUUGUAGGUCAAAUAGCAGAUGGAGAUCUCGAUCAUUCAUUUUGGGUAGCACCUGAAAACCUCACAUAUGUUCGUGAUUCAUUUGCCAUUGAUUCUUCAAAAACAGGUACUGAUCUUGCUAUGGAGGCUGCAGCUGCUCUUAGUGUAACUUCUAUGGUAUUUAGUUCAAGUGACCCUACUUAUUCUUCCAACUGUUUAGACCACUCAAAAAAACUUUACAAUUUUGCCAUCAACAAUCCAAAAAAUGUAUACCAAAGUUCAAUUAGCAAUGCAGGAUCUUUUUAUAGCUCAGGUGGUUACAAUGAUGAAAUUGCUUGGGCAAGUGUUUGGUUAUAUAAGGCUACCAAUCAACAAAAUUACCUUGAUACUGCAAAAACUUAUUUUUCAUAUAACGACGUUCAAUAUGCUAAGGAGUUAAGCUGGGAUCAAAAAGGUGUACCAACAGGGUUACUUUUGCUUCAAAUUACUAACGAUGCUUCAUACAAAUCAAGAGUUGAGGAAGCAUUAAAUAGUUGGAUAAGCGGUAGUUAUGUUACUUUUACUCCAGGUGGUUUAGCUUAUUUAAGACAAUGGGGUCCAUGCAGAUAUGCAAUGAGCAUGGCAUUAGUUGCUGCAGUUUAUGGUAAAUCAGGUGAUGACUAUACAAAAUUUGCAAAGAGUCAGUUAAACUAUGUUUUAGGUGAUAACCCCAAAAAGUUUUCAUUUGUCGUUGGUUGGGGAACAAACUACCCAAAGAAUCCACACCACCGUGCAUCUCAUCAUCCAACAGAUGGUAUUAAAAAUCCAGCUGUUAAUACCUAUGUCUUAUAUGGUGCUUUGGUUGGUGGCCCAAAAAAUGAUGAUGUUUAUGAUGACAAUAGAGAGGAUUAUGUUCAAAGCGAAGUAGCAUUAGAUUAUAACGUAGGGCUUGUUGGUACAUUGGCAGCUUUUUCUGCUGGUAGUGAACCUGCUUCAAAAACAAACCCAUAUAGUGGAGGUCCAAUUACCAAUCCAGGUUCAGGUUCAAAUUCUGGUCCAAACACUGGCUCUAACCCUGACUCUAACUCUGACUCUGACUCUGAUAGCAUCAAUGCCUCAAUAUCAAUCCGUGGAUAUUCAUCCUUACUUUUAAUUAUUUAUUUAAUAAUUAAUGUACUCUUAUUAUAA
Messenger RNA from Dictyostelium purpureum, 1566 nucleotides. RefSeq lists its product as uncharacterized. The record is from RefSeq and is a predicted model, not a curated record. Bases 1 to 1566 code for a protein of 521 amino acids. Gene Ontology annotation, molecular function: hydrolase activity, hydrolyzing O-glycosyl compounds. The transcript is spliced from 3 exons. NCBI's taxonomy places the organism in Eukaryota, Evosea, Eumycetozoa, Dictyosteliales, Dictyosteliaceae. Gene Ontology annotation, biological process: carbohydrate metabolic process.